UCGAAAUAUUGCAAUCUUGAGAGAAAAUGGAGUGCCGGAGUCUAAUAUCGUGCGUUUACUAACAUCCUGUCCCAGAUCGAUGACACCUAAAAAUGUUCGCUUCAAACAGAUAGUUGAGGAGAUUAAGCUAAUGGGUUUCAACCAUUCACAAUACAUGUUUAUGCGUGCUCUCCAUGUGUUAACAUCAAUCAACAAAUUGACAUGGAAGCAGAAAUUGGAGGCUUAUAGAAGUUGGGGUUUUUCUGAGAAUGAGAUUCUCAUGGCAUUUAGGAGGUACCCUAAUUUUAUGGCACUGUCUGAGAAGAGGAUAAUGAGACAUAUAGAUUUCUUUCUUAACAAAAUGGGUUGGGAACGGGCAGUUAUCUUCACGUACCCGGACAUUCUUGGGCUUAGCUUGGAGAAGAGAAUUCUUCCAAGGUGUUCAGUUUUUCGAGUAUUGAUAUUGAAAGGUCUGAUGAAGAAAGAUCGUCAAAUGGGAUAUCUAUUGAAAGAAAGUGAGAAGCUUUUCUUGGAGAAGUCUGUGACAAAAUAUGAGAAAGAAGUUCCUCAACUCUUGGAUUUAUACAAAGGGAAUAUUAGUCUGCUAGAACUAGGAUAUGGAACUCAGGAAGUGUGGAAAGAACCUACUGGUAAAAUACCCAAAUUUUUGAAAUUUGACAAAUAGAUCUAAAUAUUUCUUU
Telopea speciosissima is the source of this 680-nucleotide messenger RNA. RefSeq lists its product as uncharacterized. Lineage: Eukaryota; Viridiplantae; Streptophyta; Magnoliopsida; Proteales; Proteaceae. Gene Ontology annotation, cellular component: chloroplast. The transcript has a single exon. The record is from RefSeq and is a predicted model, not a curated record. Gene Ontology annotation, molecular function: double-stranded DNA binding. Gene Ontology annotation, biological process: chloroplast organization; regulation of DNA-templated transcription. The coding region runs from base 80 to 664 and encodes 194 amino acids.